AUGCCGAUUGGGAUUGAAGAGCCAGGUGGUGCGCAUUUAGUUGUGAUUAGCAAUUUUAAGGCCACUGCGGUCCGAGUUGCCUCCUCUUGCUUAACAAUUCAUAUGGCUCUAAUCAUUGUAGCUGAAAAUACAUCUUGUUUCUUUUCGCUACCUUGUUUUGUGUUGGUGGUUUUGGGUGUGUAUUGUUGCGGUUUAAUUUUACCGUGGAUUUUUCUUUUGAUCGCUUUUCGUUUCUAUUCUCAUCUGUCUGAUUAUGCCAACCAUAUUUUGGGUUUAAUAGAUUUUUGGUAUGAGAUUUAUUUUGAUUUUGCAAUGCAAGUAGUUGAUGGAUCUAAUAGAAUUCGUUGCCCUUGUCGCUCCUGUGUCAAUCGUUUAUUCUUCCCUCUUGAAGUAGUGAGAAGACACUUAUUUAUGAAAGGGAUGGAUAAGAGAUAUACGAUAUGGGAGUUGCAUGGUGAGGCAAAUGAAAGAUUUAGAGUUGAUCCUCAUGAUGAGGAUAGAAAUACUGCAAUGGAUGAAAUAAUAAAUGAAGGUGUUGAAGAGGAAUCUAGUGAUGAGAUGGAUGAGAUGUAUGAAGAUUUAAAUGGAGGGAAUUUCAUGAAUGAUAUGACAGGGGAGCCAUCAAGUUAUAAUGAAGAGCAAGUAGAUGAUAUAUUUACUCAAACUUUGAGGGAUUCACAACUUCCUCUUUACCCAGGUUGUGAUACAUUCUCUAUGCUGUCAUUCUUGAUAAAUAUGCUCCAUAUAAAAAACUUAACAGGGCUCUCCAAUAAAGGAUUUGACAUGUACCUUCAGCUAUUUAAAAGGGCUUUACCGAAAGGAGAGACACUACCAAAGGAUUAUUAUGAGGCAAAGACUAUAAUGCGUAACUUGGGGCUGAGCUAUCAACGCAUUCAUGCAUGCAAAAAUGACUGUGUUUUAUUUUGGAAAGAAAAUGAGGAUAAACAAGAGUGCCCAACUUGUGGAGAUUCUAGAUGGGUGGAAAGAUAUGGCAAAAGGCAUAAUAAGGUGCCUAAAAAGGUGGUAUUAUAUUUUCCAUUGAUACCAAGGUUGCAACGACUUUUUAUGUGUAGAAAGACUGCAAUGCAUAUGAGAUGGCAUAAAGAUGUGCGUGUACCAGAAGAGGGCGUGCUACGCCAUCCUGUGGACUCUGAAGUGUGGAAAGAUUUUGAUAAUAAGCAUUCUUGGUUUGCUAAGGAACCUCGCAAUGUACGUCUAGGUCUUGCUAGUGAUGGAUUUAACCCAUUUGGAAAUAUAAGCAAUGCAUACAGCAUAUGGCCAGUCGUUUUGAUGCCUUACAACUUACCACCUUGGAUGUGUAUGAAGGAGCCAUAUUUUAUGAUGUCUUUAUUGAUUCCUGGACCAAGAUCACCUGGCAAUGAUAUUGAUGUAUUCUUAAGACCUUUAAUAGAAGAAUGUAAAGAUUUGUGGAGUAAUGGAGUGCCAACGUAUGAUGCAUCAAAAGGAGAGACUUUUAAUAUGCAUGCUGCAAUUUUAUGGACUAUAAAUGAUUUUCCGGCAUAUGGAAAUCUGUCUGGUUGGAGUACGAAAGGGAAAAUGGCUUGUCCAAAGUGUAACAAGGAAACAAUGUCUGAUAGACUUACUUUUGGGAGAAAGCAAUGUUACAUGCACCAUCGUCGUUUCCUUCCUCCAUCACACUCGUUUAGGAAGAAUAAACGGAUGUUUGACAAUAAGAUAGAUAAUAAUUCAAAGCCAAAGAAUUUGUCUGGUGAUGAAUUGCUACAACAAAUGAGAUGUAUAGGCAAUAUGGCGUUCGGGAAAGAUCCCAUUACAGGAAAGUCCAGGUUGAAAAAAAAUAGACCACCAGAACAAUUAAAUUGGACAAAGAAAAGCAUAUUUUAUGAGUUGCCCUAUUGGAGAACUUUACUUUUGCGCCACAAUUUGGACGUAAUGCAUAUUGAGAAGAAUAUAUGUGACAGUUUAUUGUGGACAAUUAUGAAUGUUAAGGGGAAGACAAAAGAUAAUAUUAGUGCACGCUUAGAUUUGCAAAAAAUUGGAAUUCGACAUGAAUUGCAUCCACGUCAUGAGGGAGCAAGACAAACAAUGCCUGUAGCAUGUUUCACCUUAUCUCGAAAGGAGGUGCAUUUAUUUUGUGACUUUAUUCGAGCAGUAAAACUUCCUGAUGGUUAUGCUUCAAACAUUGCAAGAUGUGUGAAGGACAAUGAAUGUACGUUCAUGGGGAUGAAAAGUCACGAUUCUCAUGUCUUUUUACAGCGGAUUUUGCCUGUGGGAAUACGGGGUUUCUUGAGAAAGGAUGUGUCUGAAUCCAUUAUUCAAUUGGGACGAUUCUUCCAAGAGCUUUGUUGUAGGACCCUAAAGUUGGAAGUUUUAGAAUCUUUGGAACAUGAUAUUGUUGUCCUGCUAUGUAAGUUCGAGACCAUAUUUCCUCCUUCAUUCUUUGAUAUCAUGGAACAUUUAGCAAUUCAUUUGCCAGGAGAAGCCAAACUUGCAGGCCCCGUACAAUAUAGGUGGAUGUAUCCAAUUGAGAGGUUUCUACGAACCCUUAAGUGUUAUGUUAGGAACAAAGCACGACCGGAAGGUUCUAUUGCGGAAGCGUAUAUUAAUAAUGAAUGCUUGACAUUUUGCUCAAUGUACCUUAAUGGAGUUGAGACAAAAUUCAAUCGGCAAGACCGAAAUAACGAUGGAGGCGACAAUGAAGUUUUUGACGGUGUAUCAAUAUUUCAUCAAAAUGUUGGCCUUUGGGUAGAUUUGAUGUUUUCCCAAAAUGCGCCAGAAGCUAGUGAAGAUAUAUAUGCUAUAUCUCGUUUUCCUGAUAUGAGAGUGACACGCUAUACUGGAUGCAUUGUUAAUGGGAUGAGGUUCCACACAAGUGAUAGGGAGAGGAAUCUUAGAACUCAAAAUAGUGGUGUUGUCAUUAUAGGGGACCAUGGUGAUGAGGAAAUUGAGUUUUAUGGAGUUUUAAAUGAUAUUAUAUGUUUGACAUAUAUUGGAAAUAGGAAGGUCUAUUUGUUUAAGUGUACGUGGUGGCACUUGGGAAGGAAAAAUAUGGGACUUCGCAAAGACAAUAAUUUUACAAGUGUUAAUGUAUCUCGGACAUGGUAUAAUGAGGAUCCUUAUGUACUAGCAUCUCAAGUACAACAAGUGUUCUAUUUGAAUGACACAAAAUAUCGAGAUCCAUGGCGUGUAGUUCAAAAAGCCCACCAUAGAAAUGUUUAUGAUGUCAAAGAGAUAUCAAGUGAAGGAGCAAAUGCUAUGACAAAUGUUGAGGAUGAUAGUGAUUUGUCAUUGGGAAAAGAAGCUUAUCAAGGUGAACAGUCAAAUGUUAUGGGUAAUUCCAUGCAACUGAAUGUCAUUUUUGAGAGCUUACAACGAGAAGAUGUACAAGCUGAUGAUAUCGAUCCCACAGAAUUUGAGGCAGUUUUUAAUAAAGGAGAAAUGUCGAUAGAUGUAGGCAAUGUGGAUGAAGAAGAGUCUGAUGAAGGGAGUAGACAUUCACUUGAAUUGUUUGAGUCAAAUGAUGAGACAGAUGAUGAUUAA
Molecule: messenger RNA, 3519 nt
Organism: Tripterygium wilfordii
Lineage: Eukaryota; Viridiplantae; Streptophyta; Magnoliopsida; Celastrales; Celastraceae
Exons: 6
Coding region: 1-3519 (1172 amino acids)
Source: RefSeq, a predicted model, not a curated record